AAACCUGCCAAAAUGGCUCAAGCUGUAGUUCUACUAGCGUCGUUGUUGAUCUUCAGUAAUGUGGCUCACUGUGCUUUCUCCCCAACACUUAUUGUGGAUAUGGCAAAAAUACUCAUAGACAACUACUGCUCUCCAGAAAAACUCGCCGGUUUGGAAGAGGCAAUUGACGCUGCGAGUAGUAACACGGAGAUCCUCGGCAUUUCAGACCCUGCCAUCCUUGCCGCUGUUCUGGCUGAUGGGGUUCAAAAAACGAUUGGUGAUUCCAGAGUGAACGUCACAUACGAGCCAGGUUUCGUUCCUGCAGUACCGCCGGCCAUGCCUGACAUCCCACCGGAGCAUCUGGCCGCAGUGAUCAAAGCCACGGUCAAAGUUGAGAUCCUGGAUGGCGACAUUGGCUACCUGAAGAUUCAACACAUCAUUGGUGAGGAGAUGGCUCAGAGAGUUGGACCUCUUUUGCUGGAGUACAUCUGGGACAAAGUGCUCCCAACAUCUGGCAUGAUUCUUGACUUCCGCAAUGCUAUCAGUGGUGAGAUAUCCGGAAUCCCAUAUAUUGUGUCUUACUACACUGAUCCUGAGCCAUUAAUCCACAUUGAUUCGGUGUACGAUCGCACGUCCGACCUCACCAUAGAGUUGUGGUCCAUACCGACCCUGUUGGGGAAAAGAUAUGGAACCUCCAAACCCUUGGUCAUUCUGACAAGCAAGGAUACUCUUGGGGUUGCAGAAGAUGUUGCUUACUGCCUUAAACACUUUAAAAGGGCCACAAUCGUUGGGGAGAAAACAGCUGGGGGAACUAUGAAAAUGGACAAAAUCAAGGUGGGUGACACCGACUUCUAUGUGUCUGUGCCAGUUGCUAAGUCUAUUAACCCCAUCACUGGCAAGAGCUGGGAAAUCACUGGAGUGGCACCAGAUGUUGAAGUUGCUGCAGAAGAUGCGCUUGAUGCUGCCAUUGCAAUCAUUAAACUUCGUGCUGAAAUCCCAGGGUUGGUUCAGGCGGCAGCCACACUGGUUGCAGACAACUAUGCAUUUCCAAGUGUCGGGGAUGAUGUCGCUGAGAAGCUGGGAGCUGUUGCAUCCAGUGGGGAAUACAAACUGAUCUCCACAAAAGAAGAACUGGAAGUAAAGCUCUCAGCGGACCUCCUAAAACUGUCAGGGGACAAAUGCCUGAAGACCACCAGCAAUAUUCCUGCACUUCCUCCAAUGAAUCCCACACCCGAGAUGUUCAUUGAGCUCAUCAAAGUUUCAUUCCACACUGAUGUAUUUGAAAACAACAUUGGUUACCUUCGCUUUGACAUGUUUGGAGAUUUUGAGCAUGUUGCUGCCAUUGCUCAGAUCAUUGUGGAACAUGUCUGGAAAAAAGUGAUUGACACUGACGCGCUGAUCAUUGAUCUGAGGAACAAUGUUGGUGGACCUACCUCUUCUAUCGCUGGCUUUUGCUCAUACUUCUUUGAUGGUGACAAGCAGAUUGUGCUGGACCAUGUUUAUGACAGACCCUCCAAUACCACAAGUGAUCUUCUGACCCUUACACAACUUACAGGCAAGAGAUAUGGCAGCAAAAAGAGUUUGAUAAUCCUCACCAGUGGUGUGACUGCUGGAGCUGCUGAGGAGUUUGUUUUUAUCAUGAAAAGGCUGGGACGUGCAAUGAUCAUCGGUGAGACAACCCUUGGAGGUUGUCACCCCCCAGAGGCCUUCUGUGUGGGCGAAAGCGAUAUCUUCCUGUCUAUUCCCAUCAAGCACUCGGACGCUGCUCAGGGUCCGGCCUGGGAGGGUGCUGGCAUUGCCCCACACAUCCCAGUGCCCGCUGACGCUGCCCUCGACACAGCCAAGGGCAUCCUCUAUAAGCAUUUUUCCGGCCAAAAAUAAGUCGUUCAUCUGGGCCUGUUACGGAAGCCAAAUUAUAUAGCAAAUUAGUUAUUUAGAUUAAGGA
Rhinichthys klamathensis goyatoka is the source of this 1924-nucleotide messenger RNA. RefSeq names its product retinol-binding protein 3-like. Gene Ontology annotation, biological process: proteolysis. Gene Ontology annotation, molecular function: retinol binding; serine-type peptidase activity. NCBI's taxonomy places the organism in Eukaryota, Metazoa, Chordata, Actinopteri, Cypriniformes, Leuciscidae. The coding region runs from base 13 to 1860 and encodes 615 amino acids. The record is from RefSeq and is a predicted model, not a curated record. The transcript is spliced from 4 exons.